GGAUAUUUGUGAUCUCUGUGGCGACAACACACGGCACUCGACCAGCGACAAGAACCAUGAUCAAGUUCGUGCUGAUGGUGAACAAGCAAGGCCAGACACGCCUUGCGCAGUACUACGACUUCCUCCCUAUUGCGGAGCGCGUGGCGCUGGAAGCAGAAAUCAUCCGCAAGUGCUUGGGCCGCAACGAAAACCAGUGCUCGUUCGUCGAGUACCGUGGGUACAAGGUCAUCUACCGCCGAUACGCGUCGCUCUUCUUCAUCGUGGGCGUCAACAACGACGACUCGGACAACGAACUCGGCAUUCUCGAGUUCAUCCACGCGCUCGUCGAGACCAUGGACAAGUACUUUGAAAGCGUGUGCGAAUUGGAUAUCAUGUUCAACCUGGAAAAGGCACACUUUAUCCUGGACGAGAUGAUCAUGAACGGACAGAUCGUCGAAACCAACAAACUUUCGAUCCUCAAGCCGAUCCACCUCAUGGAAAAGUCUUCGUAGCCUGCCAACUCGAUCUCCCUCGUCCCCAUGCUUCGUCCAGACUAAGCACCACCAAACGCGACAUUUCCAUGCUUGUUGCGUGAUAAGUUACCAGAGAUUCAGUCUCCCUCUAUCCUAGUCGAGCAGGGUGUAAAACAGCAAGUAGCCCGUUGCCGUG
Aphanomyces invadans is the source of this 648-nucleotide messenger RNA. RefSeq names its product AP-4 complex subunit sigma. Gene Ontology annotation, cellular component: intracellular membrane-bounded organelle. The record is from RefSeq and is a predicted model, not a curated record. The transcript is spliced from 2 exons. NCBI's taxonomy places the organism in Eukaryota, Oomycota, Saprolegniomycetes, Saprolegniales, Verrucalvaceae. The coding region runs from base 57 to 491 and encodes 144 amino acids. Gene Ontology annotation, biological process: protein transport; vesicle-mediated transport.